Messenger RNA from Acaulospora colombiana, 154 nucleotides. The record is from the annotation of a GenBank genome assembly. Lineage: Eukaryota; Fungi; Glomeromycota; Glomeromycetes; Diversisporales; Acaulosporaceae.
AUGGAAUAUGAUUCGUUGAAAGAAAAUGAAAAGAAACAAUGGAUUGAAGAAAGAAAGGAGCAGGUUUUGAGAUGCAUGGGUGAACUUCGUAAAUACUUUCAUCAAGAUUACCGGGAAGUUUAUAAAUGUGGCGUGUUCAACCCUAAUGCCAAAC